ACAAAUUUUAAUCUCAUUUACAAUUUUAUUAAGUAGUAUUAAACAAACCGCUGAGCGAGUCGCAUUCAUAAAAAUAACAUAUUUACCAGUAAAAAAGCUUCAAAUAUGAGGACUUUGAGACUGGUGCUCCAAUUCCUGCUCCCCAGUUUGGUGCUGGUUUCAGGAUAUUUUCACAGGAGCUACAAAUACUCCCCGGAGCUGAUGGCCGAGCUGAAAGACUUUGAAAAGCUGAUUCCCACAGUGACCAUCGACGAAGUGGUCGCCGAGCAUAUGAUUACGGAUUCCGGAUUUCGCAAAGCCAUUAAGUUUUUGCGCAGCUCCGAUUUCAAGAGGCUGCAACAGCGCAUUGAAUCCCUGCCAGAAGUUGUGGAUCUGAUUAACUUUGUGCACCUCAAUGACACGACCCAGAGAACUGUGCCAAAGUACUGGCAUCGGAAUCACACAUACAACAGGCUUCGCAGGUCGGCUCAUCAUGACCUCAGGGAGCAGAUUGUUUUGGUGCUAUUUGAAUCGGGUUCAGAGGUCAGACAGCUGAGUUCCUUCACCAGUUUCGUGCAGGAAAUACUCACGCAUUUGCCCCGCGAUCGAUUUGUGUCUCUGAUCAAUGAGAAGCGGCAGAAGAGCGCUUUAUUCGCUAAAUUCUAUCAGGCUCUGAAAAGCGCCGAAUUCAAGGCGAAGUCCGAGGCAGCAUGGAACACCACGAAUGUACAGAGCGUGGUUCAAGAACUAUCGCGACACGCCAUCGAUGGCCAGGAUCUGAAGACCAUUGGCUAUGAAGUCAUCUCGUGGGGUCCAAACGUAGUGUGAGACCUUUCCUUCGAGUUAAGGCCAAUAAAACUUUGUGGUGAAGCUAAAA
Drosophila yakuba is the source of this 856-nucleotide messenger RNA. RefSeq lists its product as uncharacterized. Lineage: Eukaryota; Metazoa; Arthropoda; Insecta; Diptera; Drosophilidae. Bases 106 to 807 code for a protein of 233 amino acids. The record is from RefSeq and is a predicted model, not a curated record. The transcript is spliced from 2 exons.